Pangasianodon hypophthalmus (striped catfish) is the source of this 4029-nucleotide messenger RNA. It is a transcript of the gene fzd9a, whose product is annotated as frizzled class receptor 9a. Gene Ontology annotation, molecular function: Wnt receptor activity; Wnt-protein binding. The coding region runs from base 621 to 2387 and encodes 588 amino acids. NCBI's taxonomy places the organism in Eukaryota, Metazoa, Chordata, Actinopteri, Siluriformes, Pangasiidae. The record is from RefSeq and is a predicted model, not a curated record. Gene Ontology annotation, cellular component: plasma membrane. Gene Ontology annotation, biological process: non-canonical Wnt signaling pathway; canonical Wnt signaling pathway. The transcript has a single exon.
GCACUCAUUUACUUCUUAACAAACUAGUACUGUUACUCAUUGUGUAUUCAUUCCACUGACACACACACACACACAGCUCUAUUUACUCUGGAAUAUUAUUGGCCAUAUAAAUGGAUUCUCUCUCAGGGCGAUUGUAAGCAUGCGGUAUUUUGGCUGAGCGCCGCAGGCGAGGAGGAGUCUGUCGCUCCCGCCCAGCUCGCCAGGACACAGCGAGAGAGAAAAAGGCAAAGUUCAGUCUGAGAGAGCGCUCCGCUGAGAGAAGGUUGCUGCACUCCGCUUUAUCUAUCCUGCGACCGCACGAGACGAGACGAGACGCGCGCGCAUUUAUGGUCUGGAACGGAAAUACGCGUGACAGGGAAAAAGUUUAACGCGCGCGCGCGCUUUACUUUCAGUUUGACGGCCCACGCGCGGGAUGUUGGUCGGAGAACUGUUUUGGAUCAAGAGUGAAGUAUUUCACCGAGGAAUGUUAUUUGCAAAGAUAAGACCACAAAUAGUACACGCAUAUUUUGCAUUCAGAUUUAUUUCCUAAUAUGCCUGGAUUAAAACAAAUUCUCAUUCCUGUUGAAUAUUUAUGACAUGGAGAACUUUAUGAACUUUAUGAACUUGUUUGCCUGCUAGUGAUGUAUUGUGAGAUUUUUAAAAUCUGUGCCAUUACCAUGGUAUGUCAUGUGAUGGUUGUGGUACUUCUGUGCCAACUAGUGACUGCCGCGUUCUCGCUGGAGAUCGGGGGUUACGAUGGUGAGUGGGGCAGACCGGCAAAAUGCGAGCCGAUCACCAUUCCCAUGUGCCAAGGAAUCGGCUACAACAUGACACGGAUGCCCAACUUCAUGAAAUAUGAUAGUCAAGAGGAAGCAAGUAUAAAAAUCAGCGAAUUUGCUCCUCUGGUGGAAUACGGCUGUGAUGUGCACCUCCGCUUUUUCCUGUGUUCCCUUUAUGUGCCCAUGUGCACAGACAAAGUGUCCAACACUAUCCCAGCAUGCCGGCCUAUGUGCGAGCAAGCAAGGCAGAAAUGCUCUCCUAUUAUGGAGAAAUUCAGUUUCAGCUGGCCGGAUUCAUUGGACUGUUCAAAGCUGCCAACCAAUAAUGACCCUAAUUCACUGUGCAUUGAGGCUCCAGAGAAUGACACGGUGCCUGAGACUAGGAAAGGGGAGGGCAUGCUGCCUGUGCCUGCCAGACCCAGGCAGUCCGGCAGCGGACAUGGACAAUCAUCUGGGACUUGUGAGAACCAGGAGAAGUUCCAGUAUGUGGAGAGGAGCAAAUCAUGUGCACCACGAUGCACCCCCACUGUGGAUGUGUUCUGGUCCAGGCAAGACAAGGACUUUGCUUUCAUCUGGAUGGUCGUGUGGUCUACUCUUUGCUUUGUCUCAACUGCAUUCACAGUCCUCACCUUCCUCCUGGACCCACAGCGCUUCCAGUACCCUGAGAGGCCUAUUAUCUUCCUCUCCAUGUGCUACAAUGUCUACUCUGUGGCUUUCAUCAUCCGCUCUGUGGCAGGAGCUGAAAACAUUGCCUGCGACCGGGAAAAUGGGCAGCUUUAUGUCAUACAAGAGGGAUUAGAGAGCACAGGCUGUACCAUAGUCUUCCUCAUUCUGUAUUACUUUGGCAUGGCCAGUUCUAUCUGGUGGGUCAUUCUCACACUUACGUGGUUCCUUGCAGCUGGCAGGAAAUGGGGGCAUGAAGCCAUCGAGGCUCACAGCAGCUACUUCCACAUGAUCGCCUGGGGCAUCCCGGCUUUGAAGACCAUAAUCAUUCUCACCAUGCGCAAAGUGGCAGGUGACGAGUUGACUGGACUGUGCUACGUCGGUAGUAUGGACACCAAUGCUUUAACUGGGUUUGUUCUCAUCCCUCUCUCCUGCUAUCUGAUCAUCGGCACCUCUUUUGUCCUCACCGGGUUUGUUGCGCUGUUCCACAUCCGAAAGAUCAUGAAAACCGAGGGCACCAACACAGAAAAGCUGGAAAAGCUCAUGUUUAAGAUUGGGAUCUUUUCUGUCCUUUACACUGUCCCCGCCACUUGUGUGAUAAUCUGCUACUUCUAUGAGAGACUCAACAUGGACUACUGGAAGUUUCGCGCUCUGGAGAACAAGUGCGUCUCUUUUCCUGGACGAAGGGUUGAGGACUGCUCUCUGGAGUCUUCCGUGCCCACCGUAGCCGUGUUCAUGCUGAAGAUAUUCAUGUCCUUAGUGGUUGGCAUUACCAGCGGAGUCUGGGUAUGGAGCUCAAAGACUCUCCAGACUUGGCAAGGCUUGUGCACCAGGAAGUUGUCGAUGAGGGCAACGCACAAGCCCUGUCCUACCAUCAACUGCAGCAGCUCCCACUGUCAUUACAAAGCCACUGCAUUCCAUGCAAACAAAACUGAUUUGUGCACAGACAGUCCCACGAGGGUUUGACAAAAUUUGGUGGCAGUUUGGAUGUAAUUUGACAUAAUAUGAACAAAAUAGACAUUUUUAAAUGCCUACCCUUGUCAGCGAAAGCAUUUAAAAGCUUCAGCCAGAGGAGAAACAAUAAAGGCAAAGACUGUAACAGGUCAUGCUGUGUUGAUGGCAUGGUUCUGUGGUGCAACUGAAAUGUAAAUACAGACAUUAAUAAGUUCAAGCUGAAAUGUUUAUUUAUUAUGGCUAUUUAAGUAUUGCUUGUCACUGAAUGCACUAUACUGUACAUACAAACAGAUGCUCUGAAUAGUGGGGUGUAAGAAUUUGGAAAUAUUGUAUAUUUAAAUAUAUUUUGGAUGAAAGAAUAAUAAAAAUUAUAUAUAUAUUUUUGCACUGACUUUAAUUACAUUCAUUGACCCACAUUUUUAUGAAAAACAUGGCAUGGAGCAUAUUUGUGAAUGAUUUCCACAUUAUGCUGUUAUGUCAGUAACAGAUUGGAAAUGAGUUCUGAAUGUUUUCUCAAAUGUCCUCUUUAGUUAGCACUUUUUGAGGAAAUGGAUUUUGUCACACAAGAAAUAUGGAGAGUGCUUGUAGAGCAAAAGCAUUCUGAAACAGUGGAUCAUAUUUCUCAUAAGUCUGGUGAAAUUUAGCUUCUGAAAAGUCUUAAUGAUAAAGUGGACUGCAAUCGAAUAGUGUAGAGUUGUGAGUUUAAUGCUACUUUUUUUAUUAGCAUAAUUUUCAUUUAAUACCCAUCGUAAGACUGUUGUUCAUACCGUUGGUCAUGUAACACUUCAGAAAUUGCAUUUAAAAUUAGUAAUAAUAAUGCAGUCAGAUUUGUUUGAAAAUGUUCUGCUUAUUUUGUAUCCAUCUCGACGCUACAGUCACACUUUCCUAAGUGACAUGAGCUGUUAUUGCAGGGUCUUUAUUUUAUUUCCGUAUGUGUUCCACAAGACUUCUGUCAGCUGAUCACAGUCUUGGCUACUAUGGGACUGAAGAGAGAUGUGAGAUCAGAGUAGUUCUGGCCAGGGCUCUGGUCACGUUUACCGAUGUGCUUGUACUUGUGUUUUUUGUGUGUGGUUUUUUUGUUUCUAACCUCUGCUUGUCCUCAAGGGCAGCUGUGACUUCACAUGCUUUUUUGAUGUGUUUAUGAAGUGCAUCUGGAUUCACUGCAGAGUAAUAGAGAGCAGGGUAGAUUUUUAGGAAUAUAUGUAUAUUUUCAGAGCUUUAUAUUCUCAGACUAGUGAAAUCUGUAUACAUGUUAAAAGGCAGCUUUCAAAGCCAACACCAUUAGUCAUAUUUUGCAGAGUUUUCAGAUGGAAGCUAAUCCCAGGUCUAGAGUAAAUAGGAUUUGCAGAGGCGAAUCUCCCUGUCCAAAUUAAGGAUUAAUAUGUGUCCAUAAAACUGUCCUGCUACAGUAUGUACUUAUGAGAUUUUUAUCAGAACUGUAAAUAUUUAUUUUAACCAGUUUUAUUAUGCAUUCUCUUAGCAGCUCCAUAUCUAAAUGUACCGACGUUGUCCUCAACAUGGCAGCGCUUGGGCUUUGGAUUUCAAGCAUGCUACAUUUGGCCAAAAAAAUUUGUUUGUCUUAGUGACUGUAGCUGUUAUUAUGUGGUGCAUUAACAACAUAUACCAGUUGCUAUAAAUUAAAAUUAUUUCUUGA